This is a messenger RNA of Diatraea saccharalis (sugarcane borer), 633 nucleotides long. NCBI's taxonomy places the organism in Eukaryota, Metazoa, Arthropoda, Insecta, Lepidoptera, Crambidae. The record is from the annotation of a GenBank genome assembly.
AUGAUACCGGAAAUAGUCCAAUGCUCUGAAGUUAAUGAUUUUAUAGAAGAUAUAUCAUUCCAACAAGAACCUAUUCAAGAAACAUUUAGCCAACAACCACGCGAUAAUCUUUCACCAACUCAACAAGCAUUGAAUCAACUAGAAUCUAUGGAUCAAGUAUCCUCCCAAAAAGCCUCUACUUCCUUACAGCAUGCUUCGAUCUUACAGCCAUCGUUCACUAACAUACCAAGCAUGAAACAAUCAUCCACACAGCAAACAUUCGUUCAACAAACAUCUAUCUACCAAUCGUCCGUUAGCAGUCAGCAGCAAUCAUCAAUAUAUACAACUCCCCAAAAACAGUCUAUUACAAUAACUGAAGAUAUUAAAAUAGGUGCAGAUAAUCUUAUGCAAAUCAAAUUACCGUUGGCUAAGGAUGCCAAUAUGAUUAAACUACAAGAUAUUUUGAUACUACCUAAAACGCCACAAAGAAAAGGGAUAAAAAAUACCAAGAAGACGCCUUUUGUAUUAACAUCGGCCGAAUGGAAAGUUCAGGAAAAUGAAAAGAUAAAAAUUAAAGAGAGAAAGCAGAAGGCGUUAGAAAGAGAAAAGAAGAAAGAGAACUCAAGAAAUUGGAAAAAGAGAAAAAAGUGGUAA